AUGGAAGAUUUCAACGAUAUGAUUAUUUGCUUCCCUGCAAUAUUUCGGUUUUCAAACACCACCGGUCUGGUGAUUAAAAUCAAAAUAUCCGGAUCGAUCGAAAGACGUUUAUACGUCGCAAUAUUUCGGCUGCUGAGGACCUUGUUACCGAUGUAUGAGAGUCUGACGUCGAUUUCUCUUGAUUGGGGGGGGUUUAUUGCUUUUCAUGAUUAUCCGGGUUUACCUUUGAAUUGUAGGCUGUCGGAUUUGGAUAUCAGGGGGCUUUAUGGUAUUCGCGGGAUAGAUCUAGAUCUGGACGACGUCGAUGGGGGUUUGAAAAUAGUCGAAACAGCAGCUGGAGGAACUGGAGACAAUUACGAACGAUCACGAUUUCCACCCGACGUUCAAAAACUCUUGGGACCUCCGAUAUCUGACGAGGAAUUCAAGGAGCUGGUUACGACGGAAAUUCAAUUCCCGAAGAAGUUGAGAUCGUUUAAGUUCUCGACUAGAGCUUCUAAGAGGGAUACGUGCGAACUGUUGUUUCUUCUUCCGUUAAUACGGUGUAAGGAGUUAACCACCCUCUCCAUCGAAAAUGUAAUCGAAGAAAUCCAAUUACGAAACGAAGAAACAAAAUUCGAAGGAGGAGAAGAAGGAGAAGGAGAAGAAGAAAUAUCAAAAAACCAGCCCAUCUACUCCUUCCCAACCAUCAAAUCACUCCACCUCACCGACGUCACAAAUUUCAACCACAUCCCUUCCACCGUCCCGACCCAAUUCCCAAAUCUAGAAUCCUUCAAACUAACAAAAUCGAAGUACAUCUCAAGAUCUACACGCGAAGAGUAUAAUACUUCAUGGCCAGAAGUAAUCCCCGAAAUUCCCACUCUUAGGUUUGCGGAAAUACCACCCCCGUCCGUGGUCACGAUGGGACCUUAUGGGAACCCCUGGGUGUUGGAAGAGGGACUCAAUCGACGGACUUCGGAAGGACGGCUUUUGGGGUUGAAGACUGUUAAUAUCCUUCAUGAGGAUGAGCAGCGGAUCGCAUUUGUGGGUACGCGUACUGUGGUAUCUUUAUGUCGGUUUCGACGGAAGAGUAAUCACGAAAUUUCGGAUUCCGGGAAGACUUGGGUUCAGAUAGAUGAGUGA
Orbilia oligospora ATCC 24927 is the source of this 1119-nucleotide messenger RNA. RefSeq lists its product as uncharacterized. Lineage: Eukaryota; Fungi; Ascomycota; Orbiliomycetes; Orbiliales; Orbiliaceae. Bases 1 to 1119 code for a protein of 372 amino acids. The record is from RefSeq and is a predicted model, not a curated record. The transcript has a single exon.